Messenger RNA from Lytechinus variegatus (green sea urchin), 4313 nucleotides. Its product is annotated as arrestin domain-containing protein 4-like. Gene Ontology annotation, biological process: protein transport. The record is from RefSeq and is a predicted model, not a curated record. Bases 1201 to 2805 code for a protein of 534 amino acids. Gene Ontology annotation, cellular component: cytoplasm. The transcript has 9 exons. NCBI's taxonomy places the organism in Eukaryota, Metazoa, Echinodermata, Echinoidea, Temnopleuroida, Toxopneustidae.
AACGAAACUCUCAUUCUUGCAAAAUAUACGAAUCAGUAGUGAGGUGGGCUAUAAAUCAUCUCCACAUCCGGCUUAAGUGGUAUCAAGGAGCCGUAUCCCGCCUUUCUUUCGGCCGUUAGUUAUAUUUGGUGAUUUUCCAUUCUUUUAUGCUCAGGUCGAGGUAUUUAUUAACAAUUAUACCCCUGUAUAUUGCGGAGAAUCAUACCCUGACAUCGCUUCUCGAUCGUUUAAAAAGAGGUGAUUGCAUCAGUGAGUGCAAGGUACGGGGAAAAUACGGCGUGUUGAUUGCAGCGAAACUCGAUUGAUCACAUCAAGCCUUUGCGGUCAACGGAUAUUAAGUUGUUGAUUGUUAAAGCAAGCCGACGUGACAGAAGGCAUUUAAGCCCCGAACACCUUGCCCAAGACGUUCAUCUCUGGCUGCAUGUGAUCCCUGAAGCGUCGCAUCCAUCCCCAGCUAAGACGAUGGUCACCAUGGAAACGAGAAGUCUUACAAAAUCCACGUGUGGGCGCCAUGAGCAAUGACCUCAUCUUCGCGCUUUGUGGAUGAUGAAACUCCGAAUGAAUCUCCGUUCGGACUGUAUUCGCUCUUCAUAGGAUUGACUGCGGUGAUCCCGAAUAAUUAGCCUUUGGAUAUUCCGUAUUCAACCUCCAUUGGCUUUCCCGCCAUUCUUCUGAAUAACAUCAAAUUUAAUCCAACGAACUGUCGGAUCCAACUCCAAUUUAAUGAGUAUGUGUCCGAGUGGCAUUCACUGAUGAAAAAGUAUAUCAGAGUGGUAAUAUCGUUGGCUAUAUCGUAUAGCUUAAUUUCAGGUUAAUUAGACGUCGCUAUUUACCACACAGGAGCUGCAAUUAAAGUCGUCUAGCGUCCAGUGCCACACAUUUGGGGAUCAAGGAAAGUUGAAGUGAGUGUGCAUUACUCAACACGCUUACAAACAGGUCUUACAUAUAUCACAUAAUACUAUUCAACAUAGUACAUCCAUCGUAAUGGAGAUCAAAGACACAUAAUUCCGCCAACGAAACGGAAACAGCAGGGCACCACAAUCACGAUCUGUACUGCAUCAAGUUAUCAUUACAUAGGUGAACGCGCCAUUGAUUGUGGACGGGAGAAAAAGCGCGCGAAGAAGAAAUGUAGGAACAGACGACAUCGUCGCAGUGUGUGAUUUUCUUCGGAUGUCGACGGAACGAUAAAAACUCGUCACCAUGUUGAACAUGGGCGCUGUGAAGGGGUUCGACGUCUUCCUCGACGACCCCUUGGAAGUCUACCAUUCUGGGGAAACCCUUCGAGGUCACGUGAUGCUCACUUUAACCAAGGACCUUGCCAUGAAAGGUAUCCGGGUUGCGGUGAAGGGCGAGAUUCGCACCCAGUGGAGGGAGAGGCACGCCUCCGCUGCCAGCGGGAAGCGGAGCUCAACUUACCGGGGAGGGGAACAACUAUUCCUGGAGCGGAAGACUGUCUGGGGAAACGAACCAGAGGACAAAUCAGAGAUCCCGCUCCUUACGGCGGGGAGUUAUUCCUUUCCCUUCCAAUUCAAACUACCGACCAAACCAGGUCUACCGUGCUCUUUUGAAGGCGGGAACCUCGCCUACUCCAGGUAUCUGGUCCACGCCAACAUGGAUAUAUCCUGGGCAGUUGAUCCGGUGGCGGAGCGAUACUUCUCCUUCAUUGGCUCAGAGAUCGAUUGCAACUUGCCCAAAUACCAGAAAACCGUGCACGCGUCGGAUCGGAAAACGUUGCUUCAUUGCUGCUGUCGGUCUAGCGGACCAAUAGCACUGAAGGCGGAGAUGCAAAGGAAUGCCUACUGUGCCGGGGAAUAUGUAAAUAUCAAGACGAGGCUGGAGAACAAUUCGGACAAGGUCAUGCGACUUGGAGUCAAAUUCUUACAGAACGUCACUUUCUUAGCAGAAAUUCCAAAGCGUAUGAACAAGGCUGGGUCGUACGAGAUACUGAGCUACAGCAGCCCUUGCGUGCAGCCUGACCAGGAAUACUGUCUCCGCACUGCAAGGAUGUUACAGAUCCCGAUAGUACCGUCAUCCAUUGAAUCCAGACAUAUCAUUGUACAAUACAGUAUAGAGAUCGCUCUUAUAGUGGAUGAGAAGCCUGAACUUAACAUCUCCUUUCCAGUAACCAUCGGCAACGUACCUUUCAAAGAUUCAAGGGGGAAAUCCCGUGAUCUCAGCUAUGGGCACGGAUGCAGUCAAUCCUGCGGCGCCAAUUCUGGAGUGGUCCACUACCGUGACAAGGAAAGGGUCGUACAGCUCAAGCACUUCACACCUCUCUACCUCACUGUCUCGGCGGUUCGCGACUCUACAGCUUCCUUGCUCGACGCCCGCCCCAUCCUGCAUUCGCACAACGGCACUCCACGGAACGGUGCCGUAUCGAGCAAUGGCAACGGCACUCUCUCCAAUGGCUCAACGCGAAAAGAACAUCCUCUGGUGGCGCAAAUGUCCAGUACUGACUUAUCAAACAACGGAUAUUCAUUUGACAGAACUGAAAGUAAUGACGAUUUUGAUGCGUCCGUUCUUGCAAGUAAGUCCAGCGGAAGUGUCACCAAGUAUAGUAUGCGCACAACGAGAGGUCCAGGAGUUCUGAGCAGAAAGCCGUCAAAGGAGGAGGGAUACGACGAUCCCGGACAAUUUGGAAUGCCCCAUAUGAACCAGAAUGAAAACAUGUUCGCCAUCUCUGGGCAUGCUGUGCAAAUUCACUCCAUGGGUCAAAUGGACACAGCGCAGGUCGAUAUUGCAAAUGGACAUUUUCAAUUUGAGAUCGGGGAUGACGGACAAGUUUAUGAAUGUCAUUACGUCUGACAAAUGAGGGACUGUUUUAUAUAUUAUACUUUAUUUUUAUAUCAUGUACACAAAUGCCAUUUCAUGUAAUCAUGGAUUAUCAUUGUCAUAAAUUAACAUAAAAAUGUUGGUUGUAGUUUAUACUAUAUGAUAUUAUAUUAUAUGAAAGUUAUGACAUUGUACUCAUCGAGCAUAAUCUUAAAUCUGCCAAUGGCUCUGUUUUCUCACUCUUCAAGCCAAUCAACUACAUGUUUGUUGUUAGCCUACUGGUCAAGUGGAUGAUUUGUUUAUUGAUCCAAGAACAAAUGCAGAGUGUAAUUUGGCAUGAUCAUCAUAGCAAUUCUUCAUCGUGGAGAAUGGGUGAUACAGUUAAUGUGUCAGCUGUUUCUCUUGUCAAACGGAGUGAUCAAGUAAGUAUUGAGUGACUGUUAAUAUCAUUGUCUGUAUCCUGAAUAUAUGAGAUCACUAAUGAAGUCACCGAGCAUGCAGAUGCUUCUGCAGUGACCGCCAAACUGCAGGAAUUUUAUUUAUUAGGGUAUGGAAGACUUCAAAGAUUCCUUGAUGACACAGAAUCUGAACCGACGGGUCAUCUCUUCUAUUCUGAACACUUCGUAGCGAUCACCGAACUGCAGAAAUUAUAGUGAAUCCCAACUGUUGGAGGAUUUCUUCUAUGCUUGUCACCUGCAGAGCUUGCCAAACUGUGGGAACUAAACGGUUGGAAAGACUACAGAAAUGCCUUGAAGAUAGAGCACUGCAAAACAGAAGGAGUAUUUCCAAUCUUAUCUCCUGUAGCGAUGGCCAAACUGCAGGAUUUUUUUUUUUAUCAUAAGAUAGACUACAGAAACGCCUUGAAGAUAGGGAAAUGCAACUGAUAGAGAAGUUCUUCUAUUCUUAUCACCAGAGGCGAUCGCCAAAUGGCAGGAACUUUCUCUAAGAGUGUUGAAUAGAAUGUCUACAUGAUUGCCUUGAAAGCAGAGAAGGGAUGGAUUCGUGCCUUGACAGACAAAAGCUCAGAAGUAGGAUUUAUACACAUACUAGUGCCUUUGAGAAGCUUGUAUAAUCCAGUGCAAUAUCUAAACAAGAAUUUCCUAUAUAGAUAUGUCAUGGUGUUUGUCAUGUGAACUUCAGAAUGAACAGUAAAAAUUUAUUUUCAUAAAUUCCAGCUUACAUUCACUGCCCUUUGUAAUUAAGUCUCUACUAUAUUAAUUCCAUCUUCUUACAAUGUUACAUAUUUAUCAUGAUGAAAAGAUCCUCUUCGGACAAAUCAACGAUAUACAUAUUUAUUUUAUGAUAUUUGCAAUAACAAUAUCAAUGUAUCACUUGUGCAUCACAUGCCUGUCCAGCUUUAUUGUCAUCCUGUGAUUACUGUUUGAUUAAUAGAGAGAAUGGCCAAAUAGUAUUUAUGUUUGUAUCAAAUGUAGGCUGUGAUGGAAGUUUCUGGUUGGCAGUACUAUUACAAUGAUUAUUCCAAUUUACUGCCAUUUCAGAUUUAUCAGAUGUGCAAGCAAACAGAAGGGAAUUGAAUAAAU